This is a messenger RNA of Phlebotomus argentipes, 859 nucleotides long. It is a transcript of the gene Hou, whose product is annotated as glucose-induced degradation protein 8-B homolog. Gene Ontology annotation, molecular function: protein binding. The record is from RefSeq and is a predicted model, not a curated record. Bases 149 to 850 code for a protein of 233 amino acids. Gene Ontology annotation, biological process: proteasome-mediated ubiquitin-dependent protein catabolic process. Gene Ontology annotation, cellular component: nucleus; cytoplasm. NCBI's taxonomy places the organism in Eukaryota, Metazoa, Arthropoda, Insecta, Diptera, Psychodidae. The transcript has 2 exons.
CGAUAGGACAAUUCCAUCUUAUUUCCUCCCGCGUCAUCACAACUCAUAUUGGGUUGGGAACAAUUUUAUUCACCACCGCCAAACAAUAACACAAGAGGUGAAGUGACAAGGAUAAAAUAGUGAAAAACUGUAGGAAAAUCGCCUGGAGAUGAGUUUUAAUGAUAACAAGAACGCGGAGAACUCUGCGACAACACUGGAGGAGUGGAUGACGCGCUUGAAUAGCUACCAGAUCCCACAGGCGGAGAUGAAUAAGAUGAUAAUGAAUUAUUUAGUGACAGAAGGCUUCAAGGAGGCCGCCGAGAAGUUCCAGGCGGAGGCCGGCGUGGAGCCCACAGUGGAGCUAAACUCCCUGGAUAACCGAAUCCUCAUUCGGGACGCCGUGCAGAAUGGGCGGAUCCAGGAGGCCACGCACCUCGUGAACCAACUCCAUCCGGAGCUGCUGGACAACGACCGGUAUCUGUACUUCCACCUGCAGCAACUGCACCUCAUUGAGCUGAUCCGCGCCGGAAAGAUUGAAGAGGCGCUUUCGUUCGCACAGACACAGAUGUCCGAGGCCGGUGAGAACAAUCCGGAGGUGCUGAGCGAAUUGGAGCGCACACUGGCGCUGUUGGCGUUCGAGAAGCCGCAGCAGUGCCCGUUCGCCGACCUCCUGGAGCAGUCUCAUCGUCAGAAAGUGGCCAGUGAGCUCAAUGCGGCCAUCCUCAAGUCGGAGAACCAAGAGCACACCAGUCCGCGCAUUGUCUACCUGCUGAAACUGAUCCUGUGGGCGCAGGCAGAGCUGGACAAGAAGAACAUCAGCUACCCGAAGAUGCGCAACCUCGCCACGGCGUCCAUUGUGCCCAAAAUGUAGGCCCCACGU